AUGUUUCACAAAGUUUUAUAUUUAAAGGAGGCGCACAAUCGGUGUCCAGAAUGCAGGGUUGUUUGCUCCAACGAAGACGCUUUGCUGAGCCACUUCUGCAGUCGCCACAUCAAGCAACCAGAGACUGGAAAAGAGAGUAAAAUUAAGCUGAUAGGCUCACCAAUGAUUGCAUCUGCUAAUCAUGAACUCAACGAAGUCAGCUCAAGGAAGUGGAAGGCAUGCUUGGAAAAUAGAAGUUUCCAUUAUGAAGGAACAUACAAACAUUUCCCACCCACCAUGUGGAUCAAGAUGUUUGGGCUGAUGAUUCUGGGUCGUAUGUGUGGACAAGGUGGUCUUCAUUACAUCAUGAUGCAGCUGUGUAUUCAACAACAUGUUAACCUGUCCCAGCGGAUGUUGAUGCUCUUAAAUCUCUUAAAUGAUGUUGAGAAAAAACCAGGACCGGUACUUUAUGACAAAAUAUACAUCGUUUAUUGAAUAACUAUAUAUAUUUAUUUUAACAUUAAAGUGAUUUUUUUCUUGCAUUUUUGUGCCUUUUGUUACUGAGAACUAUUUUAUCAUAUGUUGGUGAUUGAAACCCAGGACCUGUAAGUGCUUCUUAAUAUUUGCAACA
Messenger RNA from Dreissena polymorpha, 610 nucleotides. RefSeq lists its product as uncharacterized. Lineage: Eukaryota; Metazoa; Mollusca; Bivalvia; Myida; Dreissenidae. The record is from RefSeq and is a predicted model, not a curated record. The transcript is spliced from 3 exons. The coding region runs from base 1 to 474 and encodes 157 amino acids.